AUGGCGGCUUGGAAGUCAUUGCUGCUCCUGCUGGAGGUGGUGGCGCUCCUCCAGUCCCGGGAUGGAGCUAACGGGCAAGGGCACCUCCACACGCGGAGGACGCUGCACCGCUUCCCGCUGGUGGAGCGCGGCACCGGGUACCACCUGCCCAGCUACAUGGUGCACCUCUACCGGAACUUUUCUCGGCCUGUAGAAGCUGCGGAGCUGGAGGCGGACACGGUGAGGAGCUUGAUGGCAAAAGGGUUGGAGCACAAGCAUGGGCGUUGGGCAGCAACCUUUGACCUCCACGCCCUCCUGGCUGACAACCAGAUCCAGGCGGCCGAGCUCAGGAUCCGCUUCCCUCGAGGCGCCUCCAACGUGUCUGUGGCGGUGUAUCACCACCACGGCCUGGAGUGUCAGGCGGCCUGCAAGGAGGAGCCCCAGCAGCUGGUGGGCCUCCUCACUGAGGCCUCCCUGGUCUCUUCCUCCCACAGUUGGAGGGUCUUCAACAUGACAGACCCGCUCCUGAGCUGGCUCCAGGAGAAAUCCACGACCAGGGUUCGCCACAAAAGAGGGUACAGGAGGAGAAAGGCAGCACUUUCUGAGUCCAGGAGGGAGCAGGAAGUGAGCGACCGGGCCUUGCUGGUCAUCUUCUCUCAGACGGCCUUGAACCAGGACUCCAAAGUCAAAGCCAGCUUACUCCACACGGCUGAACAGUCCAAGUUCUUGACCCGGGCUGAAAUCAAAAAGCCACGUUGGCCACCCAAGCGGAGGAGAAGCAAACGAGGACAGAGGGAACAGAUGGAGAGGAGCCCACGGGCAUCCAAAAGAGGAACUGGGGACAAGUCUCUGUGCCACAGAGUGGAUAUGCAGGUGGACUUUAAUCACAUUGGGUGGGGAUCCUGGAUCAUUUUCCCCAAAAGAUACAACGCUUACCGCUGCGAAGGGUACUGCCCGGGACCGCUGGGUGCGGACUUGAACCCAACCAAUCACGCUUACAUGCAGAGUUUACUCAAACAUUACCACCCGGAAAGGGUGGCAUCACCCUGCUGCGCCCCCACCAAAAUGAGCCCACUCAGCAUGCUCUACUACGAGAACGGCGAGAUGCUCCUGCGCCAUCACGAGGACAUGAUUGUGGACGAGUGCGGCUGCCAGUGAAAAACCCGUGCCGCAGAAACAAACUUUGAAAAAUACUUAGAAGCUCUUUUUGUUGUGCCACGCACUGUUUUGUAAGCGGCUGACCCAUUUGCGGGAAUAGGAUGAAUUAAGUAUUU
Molecule: messenger RNA, 1253 nt
Organism: Dunckerocampus dactyliophorus (ringed pipefish)
Lineage: Eukaryota; Metazoa; Chordata; Actinopteri; Syngnathiformes; Syngnathidae
Gene: ndr2
Product: nodal-related 2
Exons: 3
Coding region: 1-1137 (378 amino acids)
Biological process (GO): SMAD protein signal transduction; BMP signaling pathway
Cellular component (GO): extracellular region
Molecular function (GO): growth factor activity; cytokine activity; type I activin receptor binding
Source: RefSeq, a predicted model, not a curated record